UCCUCUUAUUUAUAGUUCGGAGUUAAAAACGUGAAAAGAAGGUUGAGGGAGGGAGGGCGAGACAAAGGGGUCUUCUUUUUUUCUUCGCUCUUUCUAUUAGUGCCCAGCGUCUACGUGAGAUACUGAGAAAGAGGAGAGUUAAAAAUGGGGAAGCAGGAAGGUACCUUGUGGGACGAUUCAGCUCUGAUCUAUGCUUUUGACGACGCCAUGUCCAGCUACAAGAAAAUGCAUGGCAAGAAAACGAAUGAGGCUUCAACUAAGGAAGAAAAAGUUGCCAUCAACACAGCAGAACAAGUCAUUACUGCGGUUGAAGAAAGUGAGGAGGCUAAAAGACGAGGGGAUGCAGAUGACCAUAGUAAUGACACAUUGAAGACUACUGCAGAAGCUGGAGAGACCAGUAAUCUUUCAGAAGUGAAAGAAAACCAUCCUGUAGAUUCGCAUGUACCUGAGCCCUACUCACAAGUUGCUCAGGAUGUGCAAACUGACUAUUCAUAUUCACAAGGUGCAGCAGAUUAUAACCAGUUACUCAACCAGUAUUAUGAGGUUGAGGAGAAAAGACAGAAGCUACUAGAGCAGCUUCAUCAGUUUGGUGGUUGGAAUUAUCAAUAUUCUGGUGAAGUUUCUGGUUCCAUUGUACAGGGGGAUACUGCUUAUAGUUCUCAGCAGCAAGCAGUCCCUACAUGCCAACCUUCUAAUCCAGCUGUUGUCUGCUCAUGUUGCCCGUAUCUUUGUCAAUGCUUGAUGGCUCCGUGCACUUCAUUUCCUGCUAGUUUACCAGGUGGGUCAUGUGCUGGUAGAACUUGUACCAAUGCUUGUUUAGCAACAAGCCCUGGGCAAUCAUUUUCUCUUGAAGAUGAUCAAAUUGUCAAGACAGCAAUGGGGACUGCAGAAAGAGCAUUAUCAUCAAUGAAAAUGAAAAUUUCUGGUGAUUCUAAUAUAAGUGAAGAUAAAAAGGAUGAGAAGCGUGAAGGGGAAAUGGCUGAAAGUACUAGCUCCGAGACAGAUCUUACUGUUGUAUUAAAUGCAUGGUAUUCUGCAGGUUUCUUUACUGGCAAGUAUCUUGUGGAGCAAUCCGUUGCAAAGAAGCGACAUACUUAGGCAUGACACAUCAGGGAGAGGCAAAAUUGUUCUGUUUUCUACUGGAUCUAUAGUUGAAUUAGAAGUAUGUGGUACUGUAAUCAGAGUCAAAAUAGUUCUGUGAAAAAGUAUGUUCUCUGUACGACAUUUUUUAAUCUGGAAUCGUUGAUCUUUUUUUUUUUGUCAAAAUUAAUUGUUGAUCAGUUUGACCAAAAGCUGUAUGAACAUGGCAUUUGGAGCUUGAAGUUUGUCCUAUAAGUGGUUAAAUUCCCCCAAG
Molecule: messenger RNA, 1354 nt
Organism: Prunus avium (sweet cherry)
Lineage: Eukaryota; Viridiplantae; Streptophyta; Magnoliopsida; Rosales; Rosaceae
Source: RefSeq, a predicted model, not a curated record